AUGGCUUCACGAUCAAAAUUGGCCAUUUUCGAAGAGGCCAGGGAGGAUUUGAAAUGCUUUCGACAAGAAGUUCGUUGUCUAAAAGAUAUCGAAUAUCUGGAUGAAGAAGCGGUGAUUGAAUUGGGAGUGGAAAGUAGGAAUUUGGAAGAGAUCCUUGUCGGUCUCUUCGAUUCAAUGUUCGCCCUCCGUUCUCAAGUGGGCAUCGAUAAAAGGGAAUUUCUCGAGAAAAUCUUUGCCGAUUCAUCGAAUUUGGGAGAAAACAAAAAGAUCGGGCAAACGUUGAGGAAUCGAAUCCAAAUAACCGAUUCACAGGGAGUAGAUGAGAGAUGGACUGUUGUUUACUGUUCAAUGCCAUCACUGAGAAGAACGAGAAUUGGUGUGGCUCGUUUAUCCACAGAAGUCCCACUUGGUCCCUCACUUGAACAAUGUCAAUUCAUUGUUCUCAUUUUAGCCCCAACACAUGAGAAAGGGACAAAAUGUGCUCAAGAAAUCGGCAAAACCUAUGCAAGUUUGUUGAGUUGUCCGAAUACUUUUGAGCGAUUGUUGAAAGCGGUUGAUGGAGACAAGAUUAAAGAAAUCUUCAAUGAGGUGGCGAAAAAUCGGCAGGAGUCAGUUGUACUUUGUGUGAAGGAUAAUGGAAAAGAGAAUGAUGAUGAAGAGGAGGAUAAUUACUCUUGGUUCAUUCCAUUCAAAGGAAUUGUCAAUGAUGCAAGGAGAAAAGCGAAGCAUUAUAUUUCCGAUUUUACAGAUGGAUAUGCUGAUGCCCGCAGUUUCCGUAAAGUGAUCAGCACAGCCGUUUUUCUUGUGUUCACCAUUUUGCCCACUUCAAUAGCUUAUGGAAUGUUGAAUGAUGAGAAUACCAAAGGAAUGAUUAACGUACAAAAAGUGAUAAUCGGCCAAUGGAUUGGUGGUUUAUUCUUUGGAUUGGUUGGGGGACAACAAUUGCUCAUUCUAUCGACUACCGCUCCACUCAGCAUUUACAUACAUGUAAUCUACAACAUGGCUCAAUCAAACGGUCUCGAUUUCUUUUCCCUUUAUGCAUGGGUUGGUGUGUGGUCACAGAUUUUUCUGGCCAUUUUCGCCAUCUUCAAUGUGGCUAAUUUGAUGAAGUUCACAAAAAGAUCAACCGAGGAGAUUUUUGGCCUUUUCAUCGCUUUCGCUUUGACUUACAAAGCUCUGGCGGCGGUGAUUAAAACCUACAACUACAGCUAUAGAAAUUGCGGGAUUGGUCAUAAUGGAACUAUGGGAAUGGAGGAUGGUUGUUCACCGGAAAGCGCUCUUCUUUUCCCAUUGAUGGUUUUCGGAACUCUUUGGAUUGGAUUGACACUGGAUUCGGCUAGGAAAAGUCAUUAUUUGACAGGUUUAAUUCGUGAUCUUGUCUCCGACUAUGCCCUCCCAAUCGCUGUGAUUAUCAUGGCGAUUGUAGCAAAGAUAUUUUUCUUCAAUGUUGAAAAGGAAUCAUUCAAUGUCUAUGAUGAGAUUGAUAUCGCUUGGGCUGGACCGGAGAAGCUACCAUUUUGGGCACAGGGAAUGGCCGUCGGUCUCGGUUUCCCCUUGUCUCUUCUCUUUUAUAUGGACCAAUUAUUGGUCACGAAUACUGUCGAUAAUAAACAAAACAACUUAAAGAAAGGUUCAAGCAUGCAUUGGGAUCUUCUCGUUGUCUCUGUGUUGAAUGUUUGUCUUUCCCUUUUAUCACUUCCAUGGAUGCACGGAGCACUUCCAUCUGCAUAUUUACAUUUUAAAGCUCUCGCUGACGUUGAACAUCGUGUCCAUAAUGGGGUGAUGAGUGAAAUAAUGGUAAAGGUUCGAGAAACAAGAUUGGCCGUUUUGUUGGCUCAUCUCUUGAUGAUUCCCAUCUAUUUCUAUUUGAUUCCAUAUUUUACCGCUUUUGUGCCGACAUCGCUGUUCCAUGGUCUUUUCCUCUUCAUGGCGAUCAGCUCGUUGACAGGAAAUGAAAUGUGGCAACGAGUGAUGUUGUUGUUUACAGAACAAAGAUCUUAUCCAGCCAUCGAUUAUUUGAGGCGAGUCCCACAGAGGAUCGUUCACACCUUUACCCUUAUUGAGAUUUUGCAACUCGUUGUGUUGAUCGUUGUCGGAUUUUACCCUUUAUCUUAUGUGGAAAUGGUUUUCCCGGUGAUCAUUGCAUUGUUUAUACCGUUUAGGCAUUUCCUUUUGCCACUCAUCAUCUCCAAGGAGCAUUUAGAAGUUUUGGAUAGUGAACAU
Messenger RNA from Mesorhabditis belari, 2223 nucleotides. NCBI's taxonomy places the organism in Eukaryota, Metazoa, Nematoda, Chromadorea, Rhabditida, Rhabditidae. The record is from the annotation of a GenBank genome assembly.